AUGAAUCCCACAGCACCACCACCUACGGCAGCACAUCUAUCGCCAGAUGCAUCACCUUUGCAUCCGCCUUCUGUCAUGCACAAUACUAGAGUACUUUCUUCAUUAGGAACGUAUUCAGCAUGUUUCUCGGGUCUCAUAGCAGGUUUAUUGGGUUUAACCAACUUAUCCGGAUUCUCACUCUAUAUAAUCUCAUCAAUAUUCACAGCAUCAAUCUUAUUUUUAAUCAAGUGUGACUCGAAUGUGAUACGGUAUGUACCACAAGCAAACUUAUCCGUGGCGUCUGAAUCGGUAGGAAUGAAAGCUUUGAAAGGUUAUUGGGCUUUGACUGGAAUAGGACAAGAGAAUUUGUUGGGUUUUCUACUGUUUUGGAUUGGAAGUUAUGCUUUGAUACAUGUUUACGACUAG
Kwoniella shivajii is the source of this 405-nucleotide messenger RNA. RefSeq lists its product as uncharacterized. Lineage: Eukaryota; Fungi; Basidiomycota; Tremellomycetes; Tremellales; Cryptococcaceae. Gene Ontology annotation, cellular component: membrane; EMC complex; endoplasmic reticulum. The record is from RefSeq and is a predicted model, not a curated record. The coding region runs from base 1 to 405 and encodes 134 amino acids. Gene Ontology annotation, biological process: protein folding in endoplasmic reticulum; autophagosome assembly. The transcript is spliced from 3 exons.